GGAGUAUAAAAGAGGCCCUCCAGCAGAAAUUAGCCGGUACAGUCGAACGAACGGUCGAUUAAACAUGGUGCGGAACGGUGUCUUUUCCCGGUGUGUGGCGAUGGCCUUGCUGGCCUUCGGUGUUGUCGCGAUCGAAGCAGCAGAAAUGGCACGGUACGAUAACUACCCUCUGUAUCGUGUGACACCCAAGAGCGAGGAGCAGCUCAAGGUGGUCGCGGCCAUGGAGCAAGUGAGUGACAGUUUAAUAUUCCUCGAAACCGCCCGUAAGGUGGGCGAUCGGUUCGAUAUCAUCGUGGCACCACACAAGCUGGCAGACUUUACGGAAACGCUCGAAGCGGACUACAUCCCGCACGAGCUGAUCGACGAGAAUGUGCAACGGUCGGUCGAUGAGGAGAGUGUCCGUUUGAUGACCAAGCGUGCCAGGGGACCUUUCGGUUGGAACGACUUCCACUCGCUGGAUGAGAUACACGCGUGGUUGGACAAGAUGGCCAAAGAGCACCGAGAGUUGGAACUGCUGGAUGCGGGUCGAUCGCACCAGAAUCGCACGUUGAAGGGUGUGAAGCUGUCGUACGGCGAAGGUAGACCGGGUGUGUUCAUCGAGGGAGGUAUCCAUGCGCGAGAAUGGAUCUCACCCGCCACUGUUACGUACAUCCUGAACGAGCUGGUUACCAGUGAAGACGUACAGGUGCGCGCACUCGCCGAGAAGUACGAUUGGUACGUGUUCCCGAAUGUGAACCCGGACGGAUACGCGUACACGUUCCAGGUGAAUCGAUUGUGGCGCAAGACUCGCAAACCUUACGGUCCAUUCUGUUAUGGAGCGGAUCCGAACCGCAACUGGGACUUCCAUUGGGCGGAACAGGGUACCAGCAAUAACGCUUGCUCGGAUACGUAUGCUGGACCGAACGCAUUCUCCGAGGUGGAGACCCGAUCGCUGUCCGCUUUCGUUGAAAAACUGCGCGGAAAGCUCAGUGCUUACAUUGCGUUCCACUCCUACUCGCAGCUGCUUCUCUUCCCGUACGGACACACUGGAGCACACUCACCGAACCAUCAGGAUUUGAACGAAAUCGCUGAAGCUACCGUUAAAUCAUUAGCCAAGCGGUACGGCACCCAGUACCAGUACGGUAAUGUGUAUGACGCUAUCUAUCCGGCCAGCGGGUCCAGUGUUGACUGGAGCUACGGUGUUGAGGACGUCAAGAUUGCCUACACGUACGAAUUGCGUCCUGAUUCGGGCGAUUGGAACGGGUUUGUUCUACCACCGGACCAGAUCGUACCAACCGGAGAGGAAACUUUGGAUUCACUCGUCACGCUUUUGGAAGAAUCGGAAGCCCGGGGUUACUAUAAUGUAAAGAAAUGAAUCCCACUAUAAUUAGAGCUUUCUAGUGUUUAGGGAGAACGAAAACAAUGAAUCUGUGGUGAAUAAAAAACAAAAAAACACAAAA
Messenger RNA from Anopheles funestus (African malaria mosquito), 1439 nucleotides. RefSeq names its product zinc carboxypeptidase A 1-like. NCBI's taxonomy places the organism in Eukaryota, Metazoa, Arthropoda, Insecta, Diptera, Culicidae. The transcript has a single exon. The record is from RefSeq and is a predicted model, not a curated record. Gene Ontology annotation, biological process: proteolysis. The coding region runs from base 65 to 1354 and encodes 429 amino acids. Gene Ontology annotation, molecular function: zinc ion binding; metallocarboxypeptidase activity.